ACGAUCAGACCUAGAUGAAACAACACAUAAACUUUAUCUCGCUCUGGAAGCGCCGUAUCCGAAGGCGCUUGUCUCUGUAGGUAAUUUACUUUGAAUCCAUUCUGUGCCGAGAGAAGAUAUGUGCAGAGCUUUGUUGGAUGCCGCUUUAGCGGCAGCUCUGAUAUUGUGCCUUCAGUUCCGCUACACGGUGUCUCAGGUUCCGAGUCUGGUGAAGCGCGACUGCAUGAUGGACUACUGGGGCUGGCUCUAUGCGGGAGACGAGUCGGUCACCUAUUUUGAUCGCGAGUGCCAAAACUGGAUCACCCGGCGUGGAAAUCAUAAGGUGGACCCGAAACUGGAGUUUUACGAUCCCGGCGCAAAGGCAAGGCCGGUAACAAGUGCAGACAGGCCUUCAAAAACGGCCUGCCUCUUCGACCGCGACCCUG
Messenger RNA from Amphibalanus amphitrite, 425 nucleotides. RefSeq lists its product as uncharacterized. The record is from RefSeq and is a predicted model, not a curated record. NCBI's taxonomy places the organism in Eukaryota, Metazoa, Arthropoda, Thecostraca, Balanomorpha, Balanidae. The transcript is spliced from 3 exons. The annotation marks the transcript as partial.